UGUGUAGCCUAAAGCGCUCGGUGGUUUUCAGAGUAUUUCAUAUUCGGUGCAUUUGGUUAUCCUAAAAUUCUAAAUCUCUUUCUCAGAAUGGAUCUUUUCACAUAUUUUCGUAUGUUUCUGGUCUGGACUCUUGGACUUAACUUUCAUCGGCAAAGCGCACAAGUAGCUGGGCAAAAUACGCCACAAGAAAGUUUGGUUACAACCAAUUUCAGCAUUGUGCUAUUGCCUUCAUCAAGCAGAACUCGCCCUGUUCUUCUAAGCCCUACUGCGACGCAAGGACAACAAAACAGAAGUACUAAGUCUCCAUAUCCACAACAGUCGCAUCAGUCAUGGGCGACAAGUUCAACAGAGAUUACAAGUUAUUUGCAUAGCAGUGUAAAAACUGUGCUGACUUCUCCAACAGCUUCCAGAUACAUGCCCCCGACUAGUGCGCCGUCGUCGCUAGUUCUUGUAACAUCAAGUACACAAGCUUCCAGUUCAGGUUGUCCCACACCUGAUCUUGGUAUGGCAAGAGAUAUUAUUCCAAACAGUGAUAUCACAGCAUCAUCAGAAAAUAAUUCUGAUUCAUCUCCUUACUAUGCACGGUUAAGCAACAGCAAAGCAUGGCUUCCUGAUCCCAAUGAUAAUGAUCCAUGGAUAAAAGUGAACUUACAGUUUUCAAGAAAUAUCACUGCGAUUGCCACACAAGGCUUUUCUGGCUCUUAUGUCAAUCGCUAUUAUGUAAGUUACAGUUCUGAUGGAAACAAGUGGAAAAACUAUACAGAGCAAGGAAAAGUUAAGGUGUUUCAAGCCAAUGUAGAUGAUACUACAACCAAAACAGUUCUUUUCAAACCUUCUUUAAUAGCUCAGUACAUAAGAUUGCAUCCCACAAACUGCUCCAACACUUGUGCUCUCAGAUUUGAGCUUUAUGGCUGUAAUUUGACCACAGGCUUGCCUGGUCAGCCAUCCUCACUCUCUACAAAGUCUGUGUCAUCAACCAAAAUUGUAAUCUCAUGGAGUGCUCCUACAGAUGAAGGGGAUGGAAUAACAGGGUACUCUGUUAAGUGGCAGGCUGCUGGAGAAUCCAAAAUUUACCAAAAAGAAGUUACAGGGAACAGAUCUGUGACACUGGAUAAGCUAACACCCUACACAUGGUAUGACAUCCAUGUGAGAGCAGAAAGUCAUAAUGGGGAUGGCCCUUGGUCAGUUCCACUGAAAGUGAGAACAAAUGAGUCAACUCCCACUGCUGCUCCAGGAAACUUUAAAGUCAGUUCUAGUUCCUCUCUUUCAUUGGACAUAUCGUGGGAUGCCAUUCCUGAAAAAGAACAGAAUGGAGAGCUGUUGGGUUACUAUAUUUACUACAAGGUAAAUGGAUCUGCAGUAGAGUAUAACAAGAAUGUUGGACCGGAUAAACUUUCAGAUAAACUUACAGAACUUGAGUUUACAACCUAUGUUGUUCGAAUGGCUGGGUACACUGUUGCUGGUGUUGGUUCGUCUACUAAAGAUGUGAGCAUACAGCCAAAUGAAGGAGCUCCUACAGCUCCUAGGAAUUUCAAAUUGACUGUUGAGUCAUCCACAGCGAUUAAAGCGUCGUGGAGUGCGCCCUUGAAGCUUAAUGGUGUCUUCAAACGUUACGUGGUGAGGUAUGGUUUAUCAAAAGAUAGCAUGAAUACACAGGUGUAUCCCACAAACACAGAGUACUUACUGACCCUACUGGAUGAGUUCUCUACUUACUAUGUUCAAGUCCACGCUGAAACGGCUGUUUCUGGGUUUGCCUCCAGUAUUCUUUCGGCAGAGACAAAAGAAGAUGCUCCCAGUUCCGCUCCAGUCAUUAACAAACAAGAGACAAAGGCCGAGGAUGCGCACACCAUAAGAGUCAAAUGGAAUGAAAUUAAAAAAGAGGAUCAAAACGGCCGCAUAUUGGGAUAUGAGGUUUCAUACAAAGAAAAUGGAACAGAAAAAGUGUUAAGUUUUAAUGCAACAAAUACAAACACAAUAAUCACGCGCUUGAAGCCAUUUACGUCAUACUGCAUCCAAGUUCGAGGGUUUACAAGUGUAGGAAAGUCACCACCGAGCCCUUGCACAGAUGUCCAGACAUUGGAUAAAGGUCCAAGCCAUCCGCUCAAUGUUAAAGUUCAGGCCGUUUCUUCUGUUUCAAUUAUUGUAACGUGGGAGGAACCAGCUCACCCUAAUGGAGUCAUAGGAGAGUAUAUAAUAUUGUAUGGAACCAGCAAGGACGUACAAAGUUAUGAGCAAAAAGUGACUGGAAGCACGCGUAAACGUAUUGUAGACGGCUUGAACAAAUAUACGACUUACUAUGUGAAAGUCAGGGGUCGUACAUCGAAACCGGGAAAUGCUUCUGAAGUAUUCAAUGUCACAACUUUCGAAGAUAGGCCUGGACCGCCAAAGGAGUUUAGGGCUCAGGUUGUAACAGCUACUGAUGUUCAUCUUACAUGGAAGGAGCCUGAUAAUUCUAAUGGAAUUGUAAGGUUCUAUUACAUAAAGAUCUACAAUACUAAAACCGGCUUACAGGUCGGAAACGUACGCAACCAGAGCGCUGACGAGGAGUCAGACAUGCAGCAACACAGAAGGCUGAUACGAGGUCUCAAGUAUUAUACAGACUACACGUUCACAAUCCAGGCCGUUACAAUUAAACCUGGGGAAAUGGCUAACGCCACAGCAAGAACAGAGGAAGGAGUCCCAAGUCAGCCCAGAGAUGUCACUACGAAAUUUGACAAAGGUGGAAUUUCUGUUACAUGGAAGGAUCCCCAGGACCACAACGGAAUUAUCACGAAGUACUCGGUAUACUUUGAGGGUAAAAGAGCAUAUAACACUUCCUUUCAACAUAACCAUGAAAUAGUUUUAGACGAAACCACUCGGAGCACUGAGAUAUUAGUGGAAAAGUUGAAGCCUGGUACACAAUAUAGUGUUUAUGUGAAAGCAAAAACAGCCAAAGGGUAUGGAGCCAAAAGUGAUUCUGCGUUGGUGGAGACACCAUCAAAACAACCUCCUCCGCCCAAACUCCCCCAAGUUGUCGAAGCUGACGUUACAACAACAACAAUUACGAUUUCUUUAUCGCCAUCCGAUGACACUAACGGAGAGAUCAUUCGGCAUGAGAUCAUUGUAGAAAUGCUCGGAUCAGCCAGAGCUCGUCGUGAAACAUCCCCCCUCCCGGAGAAAAUAUACGGCUUCGAGGAAGCGCAAACAAAUGGCGAUCGUUUCUACAUUGCGGCCGUGUUUGAAAGACGAAAACUGCCCGUGGAGUUUGUUCUUGGAAAUGGGAAGACAUACGGCGGUUAUGAGAAUGCUCCUCUUAAGCCAGGGACGCGUUACAAGGUGUAUGUAAGAGGAGUCACAGAACAUAACGGGAAAUGGCUUAUAGGAAAAGCAGCUGCAAUCAGUCUGCCGGAAACUGAGGAGUUGCCAGUCGCUAAAAAGGGUGACAACAUCGUUGGUGUAGUCGCUGGUGUUCUGGGAGCGCUGAUACUUAUCGUGAUUGCCAUCAUAGCAUUUCUUCUGUAUCAAAGAUCCAACAGGCCACCCAAUGCCAACCUUGAUGUGGAAAGUCAGAAAAAACAAAAAAGAAAGCGAAAGGAGUUUGAGCUGAAGCGCUCCAGUACAAAGAAGAAAUUGCUUGCAGCUCCAGGCGAGGUCAUCAACGAUGCGGAUCAUCCACCCGUACUUGUGGAUCAGCUUGCAAAGCAUGUAGCAAAGUUACACAAGUCCGAUGAUCGUGGAUACAUGAUUGAAUACAAUAAACUUGACAGUGGCCAGGAGUACGCCUGUGACGCGGGCUUAAUGACAGAAAAUAAGGCUAAGAACAGAUAUGGCAACAUUAUUGCGUAUGAUCAUUCUAGAGUCGUCCUGACCCCAAUCGAAGGAGAGCCUGGCUCAGACUAUAUCAACGCUACAAGAGUUGAUGGAUACAACAAACCCAAUGCAUACGUUGCCUGUCAAGGUCCAGUGCCUCCAACCUUUGACGACUUUUGGCGUAUGGUCUGGGAACAGCAGUCUUCCACAAUAGUUAUGCUGACUAAUCUACAAGAGAGACAUAAGUUGAAGUGUCACAAAUACUGGCCGGAUGAGACCCAAGACUACGGUGACAUAUCUGUAAUGCUUGUCAGGUCAGAGCAUUACUCCGAUUAUAACAUCAGAACAUUUAACGUCAAACGGGAAAGUGAAAAAGAGGAGAGAGAAGUUAAACAGUUUCACUUUACUGUGUGGCCAGAUCAUGGAGUACCUGAAUAUCCAACUGCCUUGCUGGCCUUUCGAAGACGAGUCAGAGCUUAUAACCCGGCUGAUGCUGGACCUCCCAUUGUGCACUGCAGUGCUGGAGUUGGUAGAACAGGUACUUUCAUCGUUAUCGAUACCAUGUUGGACAGAAUCAAAGCAGAAGGAACAAUAGACAUUUUCAACUUUGUGGCUUACUUGCGAACACGUAGAACAGCCAUGGUUCAAACUGAGGAACAAUACACAUUCUGCCAUGACGCUAUUCUAGAAGCAGUUCAGUGUGGUAACACUCAAAUCUACGCUCACGACCUAAGGAUCACCCUUGCUCGGAUGAGUGACGUGGAUGCAGAGACAAAGAUAACUCGCUUUGAGUCUGAGUUCAAGAGACUCAACAAAGUAAGUCCAGUUCUUCACAAAGGGCACUGCACUGUGGCGUCAUAUCCAGAGAAUAGGGAGAAAAACAGAUCACCUGACAUCUUAGCUCCUGACUGCUAUCGAGUGGUGCUUACAGCAAUUGACGACAACGAAUCCACGUCUUACAUAAAUGCUGUUCACAUUUCGGGCUACAAGCAGCAACAUGCUUUUGUUGUCACGCAACAUCCACUUUCGUCCACCGUGACAGACUUUUGGCGCAUGCUCUGUGAGCAAGAGAGUUGCUGUGUCGUGUGGUUUGAUUCAAAGGAGCAAGAAGGGGAUUUCCCAGAAUUCUGGCCAGAUUCAGAAACUGAUGCCAAGACUUAUGAUGACAUGUUGACCGUCCAGCGAUUGGCUGCGAACAGCAGCAGUGUGGAUAACUUGAAGGCAACUUUUGAUCAAAGUGAAAUCACUGAGAAGACAUUUAAAGCCACUGACCUGAGAACACCAGAAAAGAGUCUGCGUAUAAAGAUUUUUCAAUACAGCGGAUGGGUGAAUGAAAAUGAAGAACCCCCUGCGGCCGGUCUGAUCACUUUGAUAGCAAAGGUUGAGAAAUGGCAGCAACAUUCUGGGAAUGGACCCAUCACAGUUGUUUGCAGUGACGGUCUGGGUCGGAGUGGAACUUUUUGUGCAUUGUACUCAGUACUGGAACGUUUGAAGAUUGAACAGGUCGUUGAUGUGUUUCAGGCCAUCAAGGCCAUGCGAAUUCCUCGGCCGGGACUGGUGAAGACGGCGGGAGAAUAUAAAUUCAUCCAUUACGCCAUCCAGGAUUACUUGUCAGCGUUUGAUGACUAUGCAAACUUCAAGCCUUGAAAACGUUGUUAAACGGUUUGCCAGGGAAAAAGGAUAUGUUAAACUCGAAGAACUGCGAAAACAAAUCCGAAGGACCAAGGCUAGUUAAUGCGGCAGCGAUGAUCGGUGGUCCCGCGAAAUACUUUUUAGGAUUAGGAAAUUAUUAACUAGAAGAAUACUUAUAACCAGAAUAUAACGUAAAAUUCUUAGGACCUUGGGACGAAGAAUGGUUUGGUUGUUGUCUAGGAGAACCAGUAUUCAGAUCUUUGAAGUGGAAGGGGUUGAUUUGUCUAAGCUUCCCAUCAGGAUUAGAUAGAAAAAGAGAGAAUUUGUGCGAUUUUUUUGCUUUUUUUUAGUUAUUUUUAGUACAAAGUCACGGAAACGAAAAUUUACUAUUGCAAUGUCAGAUAUACUCAACAGAUGCGCCAAUUUGCAGAAGUGAAUUUUUGCGUGUCGCACAGUAACCUAUUUUGAAAUUCAUAAUUUUUAUUGUGCUUCCCUAAUUAGUGAAUUGGAAAACGUCUGUCCAACGCCAGUCUGGUUCCAAUAGUGAUAAAAUCUAGACUAACCGAUGAGAAACACUAUUUUAACCAAACAUGUCUAUCACUGGAUAGUCAAUCGUGGAAUAGACGGUGAAAUUUUUGGAACCUAGUAACUUCGCUUGUUAACCUCUUGCAAAGCAUGUUCUAUAUCUCUGGUUUUAUAAAACUGAUUAUGUUUAAGUGAUAAAAAAUUGCUUUCAGAAGAGAUUAUUUAUGGAAAUAACCUCCUACGUUCAAUUUGUGUAAUUUGUGAAUUUAAACUUUUAUAAUUUAGAAGACUACAAAUGUCUUUAACUAAAAGUGACGAUGGAAAUUUUGUCGCGACUGUAGUGUCUGGGCAUUUAAAGCAAAUUUAAAUUGAGUCACAAGGGUAAUCCAGGAUUGCUUUGGUAUUGCUCUUCUUCGUUAUGUGAUUGGCCAAGAAAACUCGCGCCACUUAUUCAACCAAUGAGAUUAAAAACAAAAACCAAUCGCAAGUGGGUCACUCUCGUUUUCCCGCGCUUCAGGCAGUUUGCUUGUCUAUACUUCGAGUUCUCAUCGACUCCUUGUGAUACUUUCUUUGUUAUGAUUGGCUGUUGUGGUUGCUUUCGUAUUGGUUAUGCGACAUUCAAUUGAAAAUUGCUUUACUGCUCAUCGACGUGAAGUUAAAACAAGUUAAUAUUGCUUAAAAAAAAGAGGAAAAUCAAUAGGUAAGCAUAAAUUUAAUUGGUAACUUAUGAGUACUACAUGUAGAACUAUAGUUCUUAUAUGUAUAUACAAUUUUUCUUUUUUUACGGGAGAAGUUCAUCGUAACAUUAAAUAUAUUAAAUAGUGGUUUAUAGAGAUUAUUUUAUAAUGAGGCUCUUGUAGGAAAUAUGUACGAGUUGAGGUGUUUGCAUGCGAGUAAGUUUUUGCGAAGCGUCAACUGAAAGCAACGAAUUCAGUGACAUGUGAAGAGAUUACUUUAGAAACAUGAUUAGUCCUCAUAGAAUUUUUUUUUUCCAAAUCUAACUGUAUUUAAUAUAGAUUUAUGUGAAAAUGUAUUUGUAAUUACAUAAUGACAGCCGAUCCAAACAUAGGUUUGGUUAUUAUUUUUCUAUUAGGACUUGACUGGAGAAAUAGAUAAAAUCAAGGCUGUAGUGAAGAUUUUAUGUCCCUGACGUAUAUUGGUAAGAUUUUACAUUAAUAAGAAUGAAGUACAUUGCCCUUCAGUUGUGAAACUGUAACUGCUUCGGGAGGGCGAAAUAAAGAGUGUUUGAUUUAAUGAUGACCUUUUAAAAAUUGAUAAUAAAAUUUGCGUUUGAUCA
Pocillopora verrucosa is the source of this 7243-nucleotide messenger RNA. Its product is annotated as receptor-type tyrosine-protein phosphatase S-like. Gene Ontology annotation, molecular function: protein binding; protein tyrosine phosphatase activity. Gene Ontology annotation, biological process: peptidyl-tyrosine dephosphorylation involved in inactivation of protein kinase activity. Gene Ontology annotation, cellular component: signaling receptor complex. Lineage: Eukaryota; Metazoa; Cnidaria; Anthozoa; Scleractinia; Pocilloporidae. The record is from RefSeq and is a predicted model, not a curated record.